UUUCAUGUUUAUAUCUCUCUCUCUCUCUCACACAUAACUCUCCGAAAACACCCCACCUCUUCAUUUUUUCUCUCUCUUCAAAACACCUUCACCACCGCCAAAUCUCAAAACCCACACCCCAAACUCCCAUAUUUCAGAUCUCUCUCGUUCAUCUUCAUCUCGCAUUUUGAAAUCAAGCAUUGAAGGAGAAGAAAAACGCAUAAAAAAAGAGAGAAUUUGAGCUUCAGAUGUCUGCCGUGAGAUGAAGGAAAAGAAUACUUGCAUUGUAUAUUUUCAAUUCAUUCUUUCACUUUUGCUACCUUCGUUUUCAUCUCCGGGAGUUACUUAUGCUCAUGUAACCCACUACUCAGUCAGCAGCAAUGGGCCUCUCACCAAUGCUGAAGUUCACUUCAUCCAGAAAAGGCAGCUUCUGUACUACAGAGAUGAGUUUGGGGAUAGAGGCGAGAAUGUGACGGUUGACCCUUCACUUGUGUUCGAAAAUCCAAGGCUGAGAAAUGCGUACAUUGCAUUACAAGCUUUGAAACAGGCUAUUCUCUCAGAUCCCCAAAAUCUCACUGCGAAUUGGGUCGGAUCUGGUGUGUGUAAAUAUACCGGAGUAUUCUGUGCUCGGGCACCGGACAAUUCUUCUAUUCGUACAGUUGGUAGCAUUGACCUCAACCAUGGUGACAUUGCUGGGUAUCUCCCUGAAGAACUCGGCUUGCUCACAGAUCUGGCUGUUUUUCACAUCAACUCCAACAGGUUUUGCGGUACCCUGCCCAAAAAAUUCAAGAACUUGAAGAUACUCUUUGAAUUGGACAUAAGCAAUAACAGGUUUGCUGGGAAAUUCCCUUAUGUUGUGCUGAGUUUGCCUAAGUUGAUAUAUUUAGAUAUACGAUUUAAUGAGUUUGAAGGAACUGUCCCUUCUGAACUAUUUGACAAACCUUUGGAUGCCAUAUUCAUCAAUCAUAACAGAUUUUCCUUUGAAUUGCCUGAUAAUUUUGGCAAUUCUCCGGUUUCUGUGAUUGUAUUGGCUAACAACAAGUUCCAUGGUUGUGUUCCUGCUAGUCUUGGUAACAUGAGCAAUUUGAAUGAGAUUAUACUGAUGAACAAUGGAUUGAGGUCAUGUUUGCCCCCGGAAAUUGGGCUUUUGAAGAAUUUGACGGUGUUUGAUGUGAGCUAUAAUCAGUUGAUGGGGCCUUUGCCGGAUAGUAUUGGAGGAAUGGUGAGUUUGGAGCAGUUAAAUGUGGCUCAUAAUAUGCUUAGUGGGAGUAUUCCACAGAGUAUAUGUCAAUUGCCAAGGCUUGAGAAUUUUACGUACUCGUAUAACUUCUUUACUGGUGAGCCUCCGGUGUGUUUGGCUUUGCCGGAAUUUGAUGAUAAACGGAAUUGCUUGCCGAAUAGGCCGGCUCAAAGGUCCGCUGCACAAUGUCAAAUGUUCUCGUCUAAGAGAAUUCAUUGCGGUGCUUUCAAGUGUCAUCGGUUUAUUCCAACUUUGCCAUCACCUCCGCCGCCUUCACCGCCAAUGCCGGUGCCUUCACCACCACCUCCUGCUCCAGUGUUUUUGCCUCCACCGGUCUCCAGUCCCCCUCCUCCUCCACCGUCUCCUUCACCUCCCCCAGUCUAUUCGCCGCCUCCCCCUCCUCCUCCACCACCAUCACCACCACCACCAGUCUAUUCGCCGCCUCCCCCUCCACCACCACCAGUUUAUUCGCCUCCUCCCCCUCCCCAAUCUCCUCCACCACCUUCUCCAACCCCUAUUCCUUAUUGCGUGCGGUCGCCACCACCUCCGCCUCCAACACCACAUUCCCCACCACCACCUCCACCUUCGCACUCCCCGCCCCCAUCUCCCUACUACUAUAGCUCACCACCUCCUCCUCCGACAAUGCAGUCACCACCACCUCCACCACCUGUAUACACCUAUGCAUCACCGCCUCCUCCAGUACACUCUCCACCUCCUCCAUCUAAUUCACCGCCUCCUCCAGUGCAUUCCCCACCUCCACCUUCACCGCCACCCUGUAUAGAACCCCCACCUCCACCUCCCUGUAUAGAACCCCCACCUGAAGAGCAGCCACCUCCACCACCACCUUAUGUUUACAAGCCCCCACCAUCACCUUCACCUCCCCCACCUUAUCACUACAAUUCUCCGCCCCCACCAUCAUCUCCACCAACGCCUGUGUACCACCAUUCUCCUCCCCCACCAUCACCGUCACCACCACCACCAGCUCCAGUAUAUGAAGGGCCAUUACCCCCAGUCUUUGGGGUUUCAUAUGCAUCUCCUCCACCACCACCUUUCUAUUGAUUCUUUUGAGACAACCCAUACCUACAAACGAUUCCAUUAGUAUCCAUUGCUGCAAUUAUUUCCUUAUCGUUCACAUCUCUGUGACUCACAUCUUGAAAUUCUCAUCGCCCAGAUGACAAAAUGAAAGAUCAAAGUAGAGAUAAAAUUAAAUUGAUGUUGAAUCAGAGAAGAGUGGAGAUAAAGAGGAGAAAUUGGUUUCUCCCUAUAUUUAAUUUGAAUUGUUAUGGAUAAAUUUGAGUUGUGAAAAUAAAGUGGCAGGCAAAGAGAGGAGUAGGUUUGCAGGAAGUUCAUGUAUAGAGACCAUAAUCAGGGUGCUUGAAGAAAACAGUAAUGGCUGCUGCUGCUCUGCUUCUUCUAAGUUGUGAACUUUAUUGUGAUCUCUGUUUCAUAUCAUACUUUUGUUUAAUUUUAUAGUAUAAUGAUAAACCAUUUACUUGUAUUGAUUUUUCAUAUUCAGUUAUUCCUUAAGCUUCUUCAUGUUUGUGUAAAUGUAAUCAUCUUCUUCCGUCGUUCAUCCCAAGUACGCAUUGCAGAAGCUGGCUGAAGAUCGUUGACCUUAUUCAAUGAUACAAUAAAAUGAUAUUAUGGUUA
Olea europaea var. sylvestris is the source of this 2869-nucleotide messenger RNA. Its product is annotated as leucine-rich repeat extensin-like protein 4. The transcript is spliced from 2 exons. Gene Ontology annotation, molecular function: protein binding. The record is from RefSeq and is a predicted model, not a curated record. The coding region runs from base 242 to 2278 and encodes 678 amino acids. Lineage: Eukaryota; Viridiplantae; Streptophyta; Magnoliopsida; Lamiales; Oleaceae.